AUGGAGAUGGUUAAAAUCGUCGAUGAAGAGAAUAACAAGUACACCUUUAAACGAUACAAGGGUUAUCCAUUCAUUAUAGAAACUGUUGGAAAUGUAAGAGACCAGCUAGCUAAAAUAGCAAAUCGUCACAUCAAACAGGAUGAUGUUCUCGUUUGUGUGUUCCCCAAAUCUGGUACUCAUUGGCUCUACAAUACAGUAAUGAUGUUACGAUCAGGUUCUCUAAAGUACUCUGGGUCCCCUACAAUGAUGGAAUUUCAAGAUUUCAAUGAAAUAGAGAAGAUGCAAUCACCCAGGACGUUCGGCUCCCACUUGCGGUUCCGGUUUCUUCCCGAACAGAUGAAGAUCGGAAGAGGGAAAGUGGUCACCGUUACCAGAAAUCCUAAAGAUAUAGUGACAUCUGUAUAUCACAUGCUACAAAACCUAGGAGAUAUCGGAUAUCAAGGAACAUUUGAAGGGUUUUUGAAUAUUUUUCUCUCCGAAGAAUGUUUUAUGGGUAAUGGUUCCUGGUUUUCCUGGAUAAAAGACAUGGAAGAAUGGGAACAGUCAAACUUUCUCAGUCUUUCAUUUCACGAUUUCAAACAGAAUACAUUUGCAAACGUCGUGAAAUUGGCAAAGUUUCUAGAAGUUGAUCAUGAUGAGGAUUUCUUACGAUCAGUCUCAGAAAGUAUACAAUUUAACAAGUUAAAAGAGAGUCACAAAAUUACGACCCCGCCCAGUGACCGAUGGAAAGACAUUUCUGAGGAUGGACGACUGCCUAUAUAUAGGAAAGGAGAAGUUGGAGACUGGAAAGAAAUGUUCACGGUUGCCCAAAGCGAAAAUUUUAAUAAAAUUUUUAAGAAAAAGGUAGAAGAGAUGGGUCUAAAAAUCAAAGCUAGCUGCGAAUGA
This is a messenger RNA of Ylistrum balloti, 885 nucleotides long. Its product is annotated as sulfotransferase 2A1-like. Gene Ontology annotation, biological process: sulfation. Gene Ontology annotation, molecular function: sulfotransferase activity. The transcript is spliced from 5 exons. The record is from RefSeq and is a predicted model, not a curated record. The coding region runs from base 1 to 885 and encodes 294 amino acids. NCBI's taxonomy places the organism in Eukaryota, Metazoa, Mollusca, Bivalvia, Pectinida, Pectinidae. Gene Ontology annotation, cellular component: cytoplasm.